Molecule: messenger RNA, 1437 nt
Organism: Zingiber officinale
Lineage: Eukaryota; Viridiplantae; Streptophyta; Magnoliopsida; Zingiberales; Zingiberaceae
Product: two-component response regulator ORR23-like
Exons: 4
Coding region: 1-1437 (478 amino acids)
Biological process (GO): regulation of DNA-templated transcription
Molecular function (GO): DNA-binding transcription factor activity; DNA binding
Source: RefSeq, a predicted model, not a curated record
AUGACACUCGAGAGCGAUUUCCCCUUAGGCAUGCGAGUUCUUGCCGUCAACGAUGAUCCCGCGAGCCUCAAGUCGUUGGAGAACCUCCUAACUCGAUGUCAAUAUAACGUCGUAUCAGAAGAUGAAAGGCGAGAAACGAUCGCUAAGGCGGUGGCUAACGGCAGCUGCGACUACUUGCUGAAGCCGGUGAGGCUUCAGGAGCUGCGCAACAUAUGGACGCACGUCCUAAGGAGGAAGAUCGUAUCCACCGACAACAUCUACAUUUUGCAAGAUGAACGGCAGCAAUUUUUAAAUGUCCCGGUUCCGGAUGACAAACAACACAAACACAAACACAAACACAAGAUCAGACCCAUCCCUACAGUGACAGAACACGGCCGUGCCAAGGAAGCCAAGAGAAAGAGACUGAGGUGGACCGAGGAACUGCACCACAAGUUCCUUGCCACUGUUCACACGCUCGGAUUGAACAAGGCUGUGCCCAAGAAAAUAAUCGAACUCAUGAACGUUGACGAUCUGACUUUGGAUCAUGUUUCUAGUCAUUUACAGAAAUAUAAGCUUUAUGUCAAGAAGCUCAGUGCAGUCACAGGCCACCAUGCUCUCGUAGCUGCUCAGACAAAACUGGUGCUGGGUCAUGACUUGAUUCCUCUGAAAACCCACCAAAGUAUCGAGAUCGUGCCGAAUUCCCAACCUGAUUUGGCCCAAGGAGUGCUUGCAUCAUCUGAACUCCAUGAUGCAAAUGGUAACCACCAAACUAUCGGGAUCGCGGAUGAUUGUCUACCGUCUUAUCAUUUGAGCCAACAACAACAGCAGCAACAACAACAAGCACAACUGAUGAAUGCAAGUGGAAACAACUCUUUCAUUGGUGCCAUUGACAACUUUCCUCUUGAGACCGCGGGGAAUUUCCAACCGAAUUGGCUUCAAGGAUUGCUUGCGCCUUCUGAUUAUCCAAACGACAACAAUCCUCUGAAAGAUGGGCCACAACUCGCGAACUAUUCUCUUUUGGAUCCGACCGAACCUUUCUGUGACUUGAUUGACUUCAACAGUCUCAACCAACUUCUGCAGCAUGAUCAAACAAUGCAAUAUGAUGUUGCAGCAACUGAGCCAACUGCCACUGUACUAAGUGAUCUUCCUUCAGUUCUGAUGACACCGCUCUUCGGUGAUUCGUUCAACUCCGACUCCGAUUUCUCUCAAAUUCUGCAUCCGAUCAUCUCCAACGACAACAACCCGAACUUCAGUAACCAUCUUAUGCAGAGUCCUCAGCCGGAGUGGCACCAAACAUAUGACCAAAACUCCUCGUCCUCCUCAAUGCCAAACUUUGAGGUAACUAGUACCAAUUUGCUGCAUCAGGCAUCAUCCGAAGAUGAUCGCAACGCGAUGAUCAAGAUUCUUGAAACUGGCCAAGUUCUUCAGUAUGCCUCUGCCUCUGAGGAGGGCCAGUAA